AUGGUGCAGAGGCUUCAAUCCGUUCUGACCCUCUACCUGUCAGGAGUGUUGGCUUUCCUAGGCCUGUGGUGGUACAUCUAUCGGAAGAAAGAAUACCAUCUCACUGACAAGGAUGAUGCAAAUGAUGAGACGACGGCAGACCAGGAGCACCUGUCCUCCCCCAGAGACGUAGGUAACUGUGUUGUGGAGAACGGCCACUCGACUGGGAUGCAUAUGGACGGGCACGCAGUGAGGGAGCGGCCAUUAGUGGAACAGGAGCUUGUUGAUAUUACAAACACCCCAGCAGCAGCAGAGCAGGGUAUAGUCCCACUCUGCCAAUCACAACCUGAGGUAAGGGUUGUGGCUGCAGACUGUCUCAUUAGUGGCCUGGUUACUGCUGCCGUGAAGCCUGUUUACGAGAGCACUGAGUCUUCAGCUCAAGUGUUCCUAGAGACUGCAGCUGAGGGUGGACCUGAGCAGGAUCUAGAAUUACAAUGGGAACACCAGACAUUCAACCACCACAGUCGGAGACACUGGAGCCUGCGGAGGAGGAGGUGGUUAGACUGGAGCCUGCGGAGGAGGAGGUGGUUAGACUGGAGCCUGCGGAGGAGGAGGUGGUUAGACUGGAGCCUGCGGAGGAGGAGGUGGUUAGACUGGAGCCUGCGGAGGAGGAGGUGGUUAGACUGGAGCCUGCUGGAGCCUGCGGAGGAGGAGGUGGUUAGACUGGAGCCUGCGGAGGAGGAGGUGGUUAGACUGGAGCCUGCGGAGGAGGAGGUGGUUAGACUGGAGCCUGCGGAGGAGGAGGUGGUUAGACUGGAGCCUGCGGAGGAGGAGGUGGUUAGACUGGAGCCUGCGGAGGUGGUUAGACUGGAGCCUGCGGAGGUGGUUAGACUGGAGCCUGCGGAGGUGGUUAGACUGGAGCCUGCGGAGGUGGUUAGACUGGAGCCUGCGGAGGUGGUUAGACUGGAGCCUGCGGAGGUGGUUAGACUGGAGCCUGCGGAGGUGGUUAGACUGGAGCCUGCGGAGGUGGUUAGACUGGAGCCUGCGGAGGAGGAGGUGGUUAGACUGGAGCCAGAGGGAGACAUCCUGUCUGCUGUGGAAGAACCAACCUGUGAGUCAAGUCUACAGGUUGACACCUGUCUGGCUUCCCCCAGCCACCUUAUAACCAGUCGGGUGUCUGCCUCAAAGCAGCCAUUGGGAAUUUUGAGGUCACCUCAGAAGAAAGAGUCUGAGGAAUGUAAAUUCAGCAGGAGCAACACCGCAGAAAUUAACCAGCUGGUGUCAGGUCUCAUCACUGAUGUGGUCUCCGCAGCAGUGAGUCAAUUCCUGAAGGAAAAGACUCAGCUAGGACAUAGUGUUAGUCCUCUCCGUAGCGGGGAUCCCUGCAAAGCCCCAGACCAUAUCUCAAUGGAUAACAGUGAGCAUGAGAUGCCACUAUUCCAAAAGAAUCCGUGUUCAACAACCGGCAGAGAGAACAUCAGUUCAUCUCCUGUAGUUCAUGAGGACGUGAAACACUACCACAGCAGUAGAGCUGAGGUUGAGACGGAGAAGAUUGAGCUAGCAGAAGAAGAUUCUGCAGUAGGUGAUUCUGGAUCCAGCUCUGGUCAGACCGAAAAGGUCUCCAGUGGCAAGGAGUUGAGCACCAGUAUGAGCCCACAACCACCCAGAGGACCUGCUGAAGGACUGGGGGCCACCAGCAUGUUCCUCACUAACGGUUGGUGGAUGGCGACUGUUCCAGGCUCUGGUGUGAACAACAUGGACUGUGUAGACGGUUACUGUCAACAUGUAGCCAGGGACAACAAGCAUAGCAGUCCCAGUCUACCAAGUCAGCUACUGAACACCAAUCAGGCAAUUGAAAAAUACAACCAAAGUCACAACAGCAGCCAGUCACUGACUGUUUGGGAGAUAGAGGUGCCAAAGCAUUUUGUUGGUAGAUUGAUUGGGAAGAAGGGGAGACAUGUGAACUACCUGAAGGAGACGUCUGGAGCUAAGGUCUUCAUCACCGCCCUACCUUACACUCAGGAGUUCCAGAUCUGCCACAUAGAGGGGUCAGAGGAACAGGUGGAUUGUGCUCUGGAGCUGAUAAGGAAAAAGUUCAAAGAUCUAGAUGUGACCAACUGUUACGUCCAACCUCCAGUGGCCAGCCUUCCCUCUCUCUCCAUCACAUCCUGGCUGCUGCUUCCCCAUAGGGUUACAGUUGAGGUAACGGUGAUCCAGGUCGCAUCUGGGAACUGUGUGUUCCUCCAGCAGCACAAACACCCUACCUUCCAUGCUCUCUGCAGUCUGGACCAAAAUAUGAGCCUGUGCUACUCUCACCCAGGGUGCCCUCCCCUGCCGGCCCCAGUGGAAGUUGGAGUGAUCUGUGCUGCCCAGAUGCCUGAGGGAGCCUGGUGGAGAGCGCAGGUGAUGGGUCACCAUGAAGAAACUAUGGUGGAACUCCGCUAUGUGGACUAUGGAGGCUAUGAUAUAGUGAAGAUGGACACCCUCCGCCAGAUCAGAUCUGACUUCGUUGCGUUGCCUUUCCAAGGGUCUGAGGUGAUCCUGGAAAAUAUUGCACCCAUUCCAGAUUUUUCAGCUGCAGCCAAAUCUGCUCUGGAGGAGAUGACACGAGGACUGGCACUACUUGCACAGGUCACAAACUGUCACACCAGUGGCAUUCCUUUGGUACAGAUAUGGAGAACAGAAGGAGAAGAGUUGGUGUCUGUGAACCGUGCUAUGGUGGAUAAUGGACUGUGCAGCUGGGUAGACAGCCCCUGACCGUGAUGCGCAAUCCUGGCUGUUCAGAUAGUUUUAAUACCUCCUUCCUCCCUUGUGAGGUAAGCACAGAUCUAUAAGUGAUUGGAUAGGUGUACGUUUACCACCCUAUUUCUUUCACCAAUCCAGAUCUGUGAUUACCUCACAGUAGCUAGGAAGGAACAAUGGAUUUCUGAAGUAUUCAAACAGGGCCCUUGCCUUGUCUUUCACCUUUUUACCCCCUCAUUACCACCUCUGGACUACUGCCUUGAUGGCAUAACAAUGUUGUCCUGCAGCACAACGUCUUCCUGCUCAACUCAACCAUUAUACCUGUUUCUUUACAACCAUGUACACACAAUCCAAGUAAUUUAUUUUGUGAAGUUUUAUUUACUCCCACCCGGUCCUAUAAAUGUUUGUAUUGGACACAUAAUGUAAUCAUAAUUAACAAUUUCACUUAACCCCCACACACACACUGAAUACUAUUUUGUUUUUAAUGUAUACAUUUCUAUUACGAAACUAAAUAAAGAUCAACUGUCCUUA
This is a messenger RNA of Oncorhynchus gorbuscha (pink salmon), 3252 nucleotides long. Its product is annotated as A-kinase anchor protein 1, mitochondrial-like. Lineage: Eukaryota; Metazoa; Chordata; Actinopteri; Salmoniformes; Salmonidae. The record is from RefSeq and is a predicted model, not a curated record. The transcript is spliced from 12 exons. Gene Ontology annotation, molecular function: RNA binding. Bases 1 to 2736 code for a protein of 911 amino acids.